CCUCCUGUCCUCUCUGCAGGCCAGCGCCUGCCAGGCCUGCGCUGGGGCAGGAAAGGGGAGGGGUGUUCCUUCUGGAAUGGAGAGUGUGGGAGGCCAGCAAGCCUUGGGGAGAGUGAGGGGCCACAGCCUGUACCAAACCAGGAGACCGGGAGAGUCACCGAUGAAAGGAGCGUGAGAGGGAGGGCCCUGGGGCCCAGCUGUGCAUUUUGCAGGAGAGCAAACUGAAGUCCAGACAGAACAAGUGACUUGCCCAAGGUCACACAGCAAGUAAGUAAAAGAGGAUCGAGAUGACCACAGCCACCCCUUUGGGGGGUACCACCUUCUUCUCACUGAACGUGACCACCGGGGGAGAAGACUUUCUGUACAAGAGUUCCGGAGCCAUCGUCGCUGCCAUUGUGGUGGUUGUCAUCAUCAUCUUCACCGUGGUUCUGAUCCUGCUGAAGAUGUACAACAGGAAAAUGAGGACCAGGCGGGAGCUGGAGCCCAAGGGCCCCAAGCCAGCCUCCCCUUCUGCCCUGGACCCAAACAGCAACAGCAGCCAGCACCCUGCAACUGUGACCUUCAGUCCCGUUGACGUCCACGUGGAGACUCGGUGACCCCACCCUGGUGCUAUCUCAGCCACUGUCCAAGGAGCCUUCUGCAGUCAAGACCAAGAAGCACAUUUCUCCUCUGGCAGCUUCACCAUGAGUUCCUUCCGGUCAGGUCGACAGGGGCAUCUCUUAUGCAAUCCCUGACGCUUCAGGCAACCCCCAACCCCAUCCUGGCCUGCCGCUCCCCAGCUACGUCCACCUGCCUGCUGCCACCCUUCCAAAAAGCUGUGGAACUGUCUUUUGUCAUCUGAUGCAGUAGAGCUAUGUUGGGAAUCCACUAAUGUGGGUUUGGCUGUCUCCUCCCAAACACGAUAGCUAGACAGACAGAGAGAUAGCCCUGGAGUCAGGGGUCACAACAGGGUGUGCCAGUGGGGUCAUAUCAGAGUAAGGGCCAUAUGCACAGCUUUGCAGAGCAAAAUAUUCAAUCCUAUAAUCAGGCACAGGGCAACUAACUUGGCCUAACUAGCCAGAAAACCAACUGGAUAAUUUAUAAUGUGUUCCAGGACCAGAUGACUGCCAGCUGGCUCAUGACAAUGGGCAGCACAUUUUUCCCUCUUUAAGAAAGGUUAUGGGAAAGACUGAGUUCUUCUCAAAGGUUUCUACUUCAUUAGUAAAGCAUCAGAGUAGAAAGAAUAGAGUGACUUUGAGGAAUAAUGGCCUCCAGCACAAAAGCUUAUUGCAGUGUCCAGAGGCCCGGGGCCAGCCUGGUGGCUGGUUAGGACCCCUCCUCUCCCUCUGGGGCUGGACUAACCCUGACUCAUUCUCAUUUCUUGGCUCCCUUCUAUCUGGAUUCUGGGCAAUCCUUAUUCUCUGGUUAACACCUUAUCUGCGAGGACCCGUGUUUGGUGACUGAUUAGAUUACAACUGUGUUUAUGUUACCCAUGCCCUUCCUGGUCACCUUGGAGAGAUUCAGGACAUAUUCAGAGAACCACACUCACAAACCAUCUCUCUGCACAGAGCUGAUCUCUUUGACUCCUUAGCCUGGAGAACCGUUCAUUGAGAGGGAAAAGCAUUUUGGAAUUAAGAAGACCUGCUUUCUAGGCUCUACCUCCUGGUUUCGUGGCCUUGGAAAAGGGACUUGACCUCUGCACAUUCGGCUCCCUAACCAGGAAGUGAGAAUGGUAACACCUGCCUCAUGGCAGAUCUGUUAUUAUUAUAACAAGUCGAGGACUUAGGAAAGCGGCUCCGAUAGUGUCUGGCCCAGCAGAUGCUUAGUACAUGGGAGCCAGCAUUAUUUUUACAAUAUUUCUUCAGUUGCAAGACACACAUUUGUUCACAUUUUAAUGAUUCUGAAAUCAGAAUAUGUCUGCAAAUUGAUGAGUCCAUUAAUGUAGUUGCAUUUUUUUUCCCCUCCAUCUCAAAAAGCUAUUUUUUAAUCAAUUGUGCAUCUUACAAUUGGAGGCAUCUUGGAAACAGGGUAAUAAAUCUUUAGUCUGCUACAGACAGUGACACAUUCUGACAUUUCACCUCAAAUUCUAGGAGCUUCUCCCUUUGGGGAUCAGAAAUCCCCAUGUGAGGGGAAAGUGAGAGUCAGGGAGGUCAGAAGACUGACCCAGGAUCACACAGCUCAUGUCAUCUCACCAUGAAUAUGCUCACUUGAAUAUGUCUGGAGAAGUACUGGCAAUUCUUCCUACCUGGACAUCUUUCUCCCGCUGUGUUUAAAUAUCCACCAAAUACCAGGCACUUUGCAAGAUGCUUCUAAGUUAUCUCAUAGGAUUUAUUUUUCCCAGUAACCCUGGGAGGUAUUAUGUUUUCCAUUUGCAGAUGAGAAUUUCAGACUCAAAGAGGAAAAGUACUUGCCCAAAGUCACACAGCUAGUAAGUUGCAAAGGCAAGACUCAAAGCCAGGUAUCUGUGACUCCAGAGUCCAUCAUUUUGUUGUAUCGAACUCUUCUCUACUAUCCUGGCUCAAAGAACUGGGAUCAUGGGCUGACCAAAAGGAGGGCCGGUUUGUCCGUAUGUCUGAGUAGGGGUCAGAGGUCUGGUUUCCAAACCAAAAGUGGAGGUAAAGCCACUUCGGUAGCCUCCUUUGGGCUUCCACAACUGUAGCCAAAUGAACCCUCUCUAAACCCAUCCAAGCUCUGAGGACUCCUGCUGUGUUCCCCUGCCAUGUAGGGCCAAGGAGCAAAGGGUGGGACAGAGCAAAGCCAUUUCUUUAAGGCCUCAAGCCCCAAAGAAAUAUGUUUCCCAAACAUAAUCUGCUUUAAAAACAAAAUUGUUUGGAAUGGUUCAGCCCUAAAACCAGACUCUUCUGCCCACGCUGGAAUCUUCCUGGAAUUAUUAGAGGAAUUUUCCUCUAGUGUAUGUUCUUUUGCUGAAUGAAAGCUUGUAAAUGGAGGAAAGAGGGGGAUGUGGAGAGAUGAGGGGGAGGCGAAUCGAAGGGUUUUGGUGUUUUGUUUUUAACUAAUGACGCUAACUCAGUAAACACCCUUUCAGGCUCCUAUGUGCAGGUUGAGGUGCUACUAAGCACAGUCGGUGGCGGUCCCUGCUCCCGGGGACGCUCAGCUGCUCUCCGGCGACAGGGAUCUUGCAACACAGUGCCUUCCCUAACUGAGCAGAUGCUGCCUCACUCGGCCAGUGAAUCAAUAAAAGAUGUUAAACGCUUAAAGGAAAAUGUCUAAAAAUAAAAAGGUUUAAAGCAAA
Molecule: messenger RNA, 3232 nt
Organism: Equus caballus (horse)
Lineage: Eukaryota; Metazoa; Chordata; Mammalia; Perissodactyla; Equidae
Gene: NCMAP
Product: non-compact myelin associated protein
Biological process (GO): regulation of myelination; peripheral nervous system myelin formation
Cellular component (GO): plasma membrane; paranode region of axon; Schmidt-Lanterman incisure
Molecular function (GO): structural constituent of myelin sheath
Source: RefSeq, a predicted model, not a curated record